Molecule: messenger RNA, 474 nt
Organism: Ixodes scapularis (black-legged tick)
Lineage: Eukaryota; Metazoa; Arthropoda; Arachnida; Ixodida; Ixodidae
Exons: 6
Source: RefSeq, a predicted model, not a curated record
AUGCCGCAGAAGGUUAUUGUCUUCUGUCAGCAUCAUAGGACUUCAGCCCAAGCGUGUAAUGAAAUGUGCAAUCGUUUGAAUUUCGCUCAUACCAGUGUCGUGCACGAGAUAAUGCGCAGUGCAGCCCUCAAGCGCAGUCAGUGUGCGACUAGAGGCGGCGUAGGAGACAAGCCCCUGAACGACAUGGAGGAAAGGGUCGUGGGACUUCUGAAUGUGGAGGCCAUGAUUGGCAUCCCAGGCGCGUUCGACAUUGGUGUUCCUGUAGAGGUACCUAAUGGCGAGCCCUUCAGCCUGCCGCUUUCCGGCACUCCCAUAACAUCGGACGCUGCUAGGCCCAGAUCAGUAGACCUAGUUCUUUCAUUCGAUACUACUGCAGAACCAAGCAGGCCUAGUUCAGUGAGGCCACGACAUACAAGCCAGGCUGAUAAUAUUCCGGAACGCCCGCAGGGUGAUGCAGAUGUCCACGGUGCAAGC